Rhineura floridana is the source of this 1111-nucleotide messenger RNA. RefSeq lists its product as uncharacterized. Bases 77 to 946 code for a protein of 289 amino acids. The record is from RefSeq and is a predicted model, not a curated record. Lineage: Eukaryota; Metazoa; Chordata; Lepidosauria; Squamata; Rhineuridae. The transcript is spliced from 7 exons.
GAUGCAGCUGAGACAAGGUCUAUUUAAAGCGGGGAGGUGGCAGUACUGAAUUCAAAAUGUGUUUGCUCUACCUGUAAUGGAGACAAAGGAUCCAAGCAGGCUUAGCCAGGAUGCGUCUGCCCCUCAGGGAUGCCCUGAAGCGCCUGUGACAGCCUGGUUUGAAAGAAUAGCCCACUGCCACCUGCUAAAAUACUUGUUCCAGUCACUUCGCAAAGUCUUCUCCUGGGUUCACUCUGUGGUCCCUGCGGGGACCCCUGGUGGCCAAAGCCACCCUGCCCAGUCUCCAGACAGACCGGUACGGCAUGCCAGGAAGCGGCUGGGGACCCUGAGUCACGUCCUCCUUGCGUUCAUCCCUUGUCGGGUCCAGCAGGCUCUCGGAUAUCUGCCCAUCAUAGAAAGAAAGGCUGUCUCUGAAGAGACAUUGAAAAUGCCCAUCUAUCCAUCAGGCAAGGGGAACAAAAGAAAACAGGAUGACAUUGCUCUAGAAGAUCAUCUCUGCUGGGUGGAAACUCUGCAGAAAGAACUAUCAGAUGAAGAUGAUCCUGAUGACCCAAUUUAUGAGCCCGCAAAAUCGGACACGGACAGCGAAGAAUAUAAAUCUCAGAACAGCACGGAGGUAGAUCUGGAGGUCGAGGAGAAGGAUGGAAUUCUAAUGCUGAAGGAAGACCUGAGCCAGCAGGAGGGUCUGAGUAGAGGAGGAGAGGCCAGCCCUGGAGCCAGUGGGAAGGAGGCCCCGUCAUUCCGAUCUUCUGGGGAUGGAAGUGAGCAACCAGGGCAGGAGGCCCUGAGUACCAGUGGUGACCCAAGUGUAACCCCAGAGACUCCUGUUGUGGAAGCUGGAAGGAGCCUGCAAAGUCAGGACCCUGUGGAGAGGCACAUGCAGGAGGCUGCUGUGGCUUCUAGCAGUGACUCCCAAGACCAGUGGGUGGACGUGAGUGGCGAAUAAUGGAGAUCCUUGACUUAUUUCCUGGCUCAGAUGUUGCAACAUAGUGAUGUUGUCUUCUGUUGGGGCGGCUCUUCCUGAUCGGAGCCCUCUGGAAACUGGAUACGCUAUUUUUGAUACUAAAAUGUCUUGUCUAUUUUGAGUUUGCAAUAAAGCCUUAAUUUUUCA